AUGCCCCCAGCACCCGGCACGCAGCCGCCUGCACAUCCCGACAGCCCCGUCUACAACUUUACCAUUUCUGACCCCGACACGGCAGCGACGUUCAACGUCCCCGCGUCGGCCGUCAUCGCCGCCCGCAAGGCUGCGAACCCUGCCAAGGUGACGUACAGCGCGCUCGGCACGGGCGCAGUCGUCUUCAACCGCGCCCGGACCGCCGUGCUGCUCGUCCAGCGCUCCGUGGGUGACAGCAUGCCGAACCUGUGGGAGGUGCCGGGCGGCGGGGUGGACGACUCGGACGCCACGGUCGUGCACGCGGUUGCGCGGGAACUAUGGGAGGAGGCCGGGUUGACGGCGAGGCGCAUCGGGGCGGUGGUGCCUGCCGCGGAGGGCGGGCCGGCCGAGUUCGUCUUUGCGACGAGGAGUGGCAGGAUCGUGGCCAAGUUUCAUUUUUUGAUCGAGGCGGACGGAGAUGGGGAUGACGUCAGGCUGGAUCCCAAUGAGCAUCAGGCUUGUGUCUGGGCGACCGAGGAGGAGUGCGUGGAUGAGAAGAUGCGGAGUGGGCUGGAGAUACCCUUCACCACAAAAUCGCAAAAGGCAACGGUGCUGCAGGCUUGGAGGAUGAUGCGGGAGGGAAGAGAUGGUCUUGGAAGUGCCGAGCACGAAUCUUAG
Messenger RNA from Pyricularia oryzae 70-15, 657 nucleotides. RefSeq lists its product as uncharacterized. The coding region runs from base 1 to 657 and encodes 218 amino acids. NCBI's taxonomy places the organism in Eukaryota, Fungi, Ascomycota, Sordariomycetes, Magnaporthales, Pyriculariaceae. The record is from RefSeq and is a predicted model, not a curated record. The transcript is spliced from 2 exons.